ACACGCGACACGCUUGUGUUGUUUGUACACGUCCGUGAAAAUCGAACCGAGCGUCUCCUUAUCGGUGUAUGUCUAUGUGUCAGUUUCUCGCCGCCACGUUCUUAUAUUUACAAUGAACGCGUGGAUGCAGUACUUUAAAUCCAUCCCGACGCAUAUGGAUUAUGAUGGCCAAGCCAGAGCAGAAAAAUUAUCGCGAGUUAUAAUAACAUUAUUUGGUGUGGUUGGCUUAAUCUGGGGUUAUGUUAUUCAACAGUUCUCACAGACAAUUUAUAUAUUGGGUGCUGGCUUUGUUAUGGCGGCAUUAAUCACUGUACCUCCGUGGCCUAUGUAUCGCCGCAAACCAUUGGAAUGGCAAAAGUCGCAGUCUGAAGUUACCACUAAACUCAAAAAGAAGAAGUAAUCGCAGAAUAUUUAUGUGAUAUUUUAAGCAAAGUUUAAUAUAACCAAGCAUUGUGCAAUCUUGUUUACAAUAAUGUAAAUUUGGUUGCUGAAAAUGGAGAUCUAUACAUACCACUGAGCAUUUGUCGUUAUGCAAUUAUGAGAUAUGAAGAUAUGUCUUAAUGCAUAAAUGUGAGUGUAUAUCGGAACAAGUGUGAGAGACUUUAGAUCUUUUUGUAAGAUUUAACACACACAAAUAUUAUCUGUACUGUUUGUUGACUAUAAAUGUCAAUCAUACAAAUAAAAAAACAUACAUUUUAUUUACA
Messenger RNA from Formica exsecta, 704 nucleotides. RefSeq names its product signal peptidase complex subunit 1 (gene Spase12). Bases 113 to 400 code for a protein of 95 amino acids. NCBI's taxonomy places the organism in Eukaryota, Metazoa, Arthropoda, Insecta, Hymenoptera, Formicidae. Gene Ontology annotation, cellular component: endoplasmic reticulum membrane; signal peptidase complex. The record is from RefSeq and is a predicted model, not a curated record. The transcript has 3 exons. Gene Ontology annotation, biological process: protein targeting to ER.